This is a messenger RNA of Aspergillus affinis, 894 nucleotides long. RefSeq names its product reverse transcriptase family protein. The transcript has a single exon. The record is from RefSeq and is a predicted model, not a curated record. NCBI's taxonomy places the organism in Eukaryota, Fungi, Ascomycota, Eurotiomycetes, Eurotiales, Aspergillaceae. The coding region runs from base 1 to 894 and encodes 297 amino acids.
AUGAACCCUGAGCACCAGAAAGAUAUGGUACGCAGGGAUCGACAACUGGAUCAAGAGGGUAACCGUCAGAAUCAAGAUAUAUAUAUUCGGAAGAACAGGUUCAAUACCUAUCAGAAAAACACUGAACGAGCACUGUACCGCAUGGAACGGGCACUCAAGGAAACCCGGAACGACCCCGAACCAGCCCCAGAGCGACCCCCGAAGACUGCCAAAAAGGGCCUGCCAGAGGUCGAUAUCUUUGCCAUCAGCGGUUCGGCUUACCAGCUUCAUCUCGGUAAAUCGGAUUGCUUCAUUACCUCGCUAGCGCAGAUUGACAAGAUUAUCGACGAGAAGAACUACCCUGAACGCCAACUGGAGGUCGAGAAGCUGAAAGAACAGAUCCCCGAGUCCUACCACGGCUUUGUGGAUGUGUUCUUGAAGUCAGCGUCGGAUACGCUGUCCCCGAGGAGAGAAAACGAUUACCGAAUUGAGCUUACUGAUAAGAAUACGCUGGGGUAUAGUCCUCUAUAUCGAUAUUCUGCAAAGGAACUAGAGGCGAUCAAGGCCUAUCUAGUAGAGAACCUACAGAAGGGCUUUAUCGUUCCCAGUGCUGCCCCAUUCGGCUCUCCCGUACUAAUGGCUGCGAAGCCAGGGGGAGGCCUGCGGUUCUGCGUGGACUACCGGAAACUGAACUCGAUUACCAAGAAGAACCGCUAUCCCCUGCCCCUAAUGGACGAGUUGCUGGACCGGCUAGGCCACGCAAAGAUCUUUACCAAGCUUGACAUCAGGCAGGGCUUCUACCGCAUACGAAUGCAUCCCGAUUCAGUGGAUCUGACUACGUUCCGCACCAAGUACGGGUCCUACAAAUACCAAGUCUUACCUUUCGGCUUGAUCAAUGGACCCGCAGCGUUCUAA